Echinococcus granulosus is the source of this 180-nucleotide messenger RNA. RefSeq lists its product as hypothetical. The record is from RefSeq and is a predicted model, not a curated record. The coding region runs from base 1 to 180 and encodes 59 amino acids. The transcript is spliced from 4 exons. Lineage: Eukaryota; Metazoa; Platyhelminthes; Cestoda; Cyclophyllidea; Taeniidae.
AUGUUUAUUGUCUCCAUUGGUAUCGGGAAAACGCACCAAAAGGUUCUUGUGUCAGAGACCUCGACCCAAUUAGUAGAGCUUUUCGUCGAGAAUUGCGCCUUCAAUGGGAAUAAAUCUGCAAAAUCCAUCUGGAAGAUGCGGAGUCAGUGCUCCAAUGACCUUUCCGAAUUGUACCUUUAG